This is a messenger RNA of Ceraceosorus guamensis, 1002 nucleotides long. RefSeq lists its product as hypothetical. Bases 1 to 1002 code for a protein of 333 amino acids. Lineage: Eukaryota; Fungi; Basidiomycota; Exobasidiomycetes; Ceraceosorales; Ceraceosoraceae. The record is from RefSeq and is a predicted model, not a curated record. The transcript has 2 exons.
AUGCGAAGCUCUAGGCUUGUAAUUGCUAUAUCGCUGGCUCUUACCAUCUUUUGGGCAGAUGUCAACGGACGUCCAGCCGACUCGCUUGGUGGAAGAGCUUCCGUCUCAGAUCUCCAGAAGGAUCCGUUUAGCCUUUUGCCCAGCCGUCGAUCCAUGCCGGUCGUUGCGAACGACGUUCUAGGUCGCAACAAAGGAAGAGACCCUCCUCAGAAGGAUCAUCCUAGCGAUCCGCCUCUACGCCGAUUUCUGCGAGUCAUUCCGAGCGACCUCUCAGGCCGCACGGAGAAAAGAGAGGAGAAUCCCAGAGAUGAUGGUCACGAUCUGGGUAGACGCCGACCUCUGCAAGUGACGUCCAUUUCUGCCAAUUCAGACGGGAAUGGGCUAGAGAAAAGGCGAGAGAAGAAGACCGAAGCCAUCCCACCCAGAUGGGUCCCACCGGUGAUCAACAAUCCCUACACUGGGCUAGAGAAAAGGCUCGAGUCGGGUGGCGAAUGUGUACCGCCCGCUUGCGUGCCACCCGUGGUCGACAAUUCUUACACCAGGCUAGAGAAGCGAAAUCACGAAAGUAUCUGUCUGGACCCCGAGGGCUGUGAAGACCCACCCGAGCCCCAGAAUCGUGCUAACGAUCCUGGGACCGGGCUAGAGAAGAGGACAUAUCGAACCAUAUGUCUGAGUCCAGAGGGAUGUGAAGAAGACCCACCCGAGCUCAAGAAUCGUGCCAUUGGGGGCUACAUUGGGCUAGAGAAGCGGCUCGAGCCUAUAUGUCAAGACCCCGAGAAGUGUUACCCCCCAGUGGUAGAAACUCGUGCCAACAAGGACCACAUUGGGCUAGAGAAGCGGCUCGAGCCUAUAUGCCAAGACCCCGAGAAGUGCUACCCCCCAGCGGUGGAAACUCGUGCCAAUAAAGGCCGCACCGUGCUAGAGAAGCGGCUUCAGGGUUUUUGUCAGGACCCCGACCUGUGCAACCCGCCUGGGCCUGGCAAUGAUGCCAACGAGGCUUAG